Adineta steineri is the source of this 354-nucleotide messenger RNA. The record is from the annotation of a GenBank genome assembly. Lineage: Eukaryota; Metazoa; Rotifera; Eurotatoria; Adinetida; Adinetidae.
AUGGCUGCUAUUGCUAAUCGUGUUACAGCGCUUGUUCCUAAACUUGCUCUCCCUGUAGCACGUUAUGGACAAUCGAAAUUGUCUCGUUUCUGGUACUUUGCUCGUGUUGAAUUACGACCACCGAUGCCAAGUGAAUUCGGACAAGUUCAACAAGGAUUACAACAAAUCGUUAAAUCAGCUUCAACAGGUGCAUGGCGCAAAUUAACUGUUAAACAAUUUGGAUUAAAUACAUUAGUUGGCCUUGAAGUUAUGUUCUGGUUUUAUAUUGGUGAAUGUAUUGGUCGUGGUAGUAUCAUUGGUUAUCGACCUGGCCGUAGUGAAGGCAUCCCAGCUCCUUAUAAAUACUUUAUGUGA